GUAAGAGUGUUUGUCAAAUCUACACAGCAAUUUUGCUAAAUAGACGAAGAAGCGCUCUAUGCGAAAAUAGAGCUUCGCGCACAUCGAAGGAUUUUUUGUUUUUAUCAAAACUCCUAAGUUGAAAACGAUCGUCCUGCAAUAUGGAAAGUUUGCAAUAUUACGGGCCACACUUUGCAGCCCUACAAAAUGGCUCUGUUACGGACAAGGUUACUCCCGACAUGGCCCACCUUAUCCAUCCCUAUUGGAAUAGAUUCCCACCAGUCGAUCCUCUUAUGACGAAACUACUUGGCACAUUUUUGGGUGUCAUGGGAUGUCUAUCAUUCGUUGGAAAUGGAUUGGUUGUUUACAUUUUUUCAACGACAAAAUCAUUAAGGACACCCGCCAACUUAUUAAUCCUAAAUUUGGCAUUUUCGGACUUUUGUAUGAUGGCUUCCAACUGCCCCAUGAUGGCUAUAAAUCUUUUCUUCGGAACAUGGGUAUUGGGCCCGUUUAUGUGCGACAUGUACGCAAUGUUGGGCUCAGUUUUUGGCGCUAAUUCAAUAUGGUCUAUGAGUAUGAUUGCUUUGGAUCGAUAUGAAGUCAUUGUAAAAGGUGUUAAUGGCCGACCAAUGACAAUAAAAUUGGCUGUUAUUAAAAUUUUAAUGAUUUGGACAAUGGCACUCUUUUGGACAAUUGCACCAAUGAUGGGUUGGAGCAGAUAUGUACCAGAAGGAAAUUUAACAUCAUGCGGCUUGGAUUACUUGGAACAAGACUGGAAUCCAAAGAGUUAUUUAAUAUUUUACACAAUAUUCGUGUAUUUGAUGCCUCUAUUUACAAUUUGCUAUUCUUAUUGGUUCAUUAUUUCGGCUGUUGCAGCUCACGAAAAAGCUAUGCGCGAACAAGCUAAAAAAAUGAAUGUCAAAUCAUUGCGUUCUUCGGAAGAUAGUGAAAAGAGCGCCGAAGGCAAAUUAGCCAAAAUCGCAUUGGUCACAAUUUCAUUAUGGUUCUUUGCAUGGACACCAUAUGGAAUAUUGAACUUUUUAGGAUUUUUCGGUUCAGAUGUACUGACGCCAACAAUGACAAUUUGGGGUGCAGUAUUUGCAAAAUCGGGUUCUUCAUAUAAUCCAAUUGUGUAUGGUAUAAGCCAUCCAAAAUAUCGUAUUGCUCUUAAAGAGAAAUGUCCUUGCUGUGUUUGUGGGGAAACUGAAGAUCCAAAUGCAAAAGCUAGCGAUGCAACUUCACAAGCAACUAAUAGUGAAACACCAGCAUAAGUUCAAUAAAUAUACUCGAAAUGUAUGUGUAUAUGAACAGAAAGCCAGCAAAUUUUUUUUUAAAUUUAUAUUAAUAUAUAAUAUUUAUUUAUUAAGCUUUAUGUAAAUGUUUAGAAGUAAAAAAAAAGCCAUCCUUAUUUUAAAAAUAAUCGAAAUAAAAACGC
Messenger RNA from Episyrphus balteatus (marmalade hoverfly), 1414 nucleotides. Its product is annotated as opsin Rh1-like. Bases 141 to 1250 code for a protein of 369 amino acids. The record is from RefSeq and is a predicted model, not a curated record. The transcript has 6 exons. Gene Ontology annotation, cellular component: membrane. Gene Ontology annotation, molecular function: G protein-coupled receptor activity. Gene Ontology annotation, biological process: G protein-coupled receptor signaling pathway; visual perception; phototransduction. NCBI's taxonomy places the organism in Eukaryota, Metazoa, Arthropoda, Insecta, Diptera, Syrphidae.